CAACACGAACGCCGCAACACGAAAAUACAAAAGCCACAUCACAACCGCAAAUGCCACAACGCAACACGAACGCCGCAACGCAACGCGAAAGCGAAAACGGAAGUAGCUGCCCACGGGAGCGAGCGUAUUUUGGAGGAACGCCCACGGGAGCGAGCGUAUUUUGGAGGAACGGAGCUGGAGGAUGGCAGAUCGUUCAAGAAGUAAGUGAAACAUGAUUCCUUACUUUAACUGUAGCCGCAAGGAAUCAUGUUUCACUUACUUCUUAAACAAUCUGGCAUCCUCCAGCUCCGUUGUUACGUGCCUACUGGUUUUUGAACCUACUGGUUUGGCUACGCGUUUAGAUGUUAUUAAGAGAGUAAUCCUACUUGGGCAAUGUGCUAGAAAACCUGACAGAACUAUGUAUUUCACGCUACGCCACCAAAAACCAGUUGUCUUGGCUCACCCUGAACCAAAAGAUGUUCUUGCCACUGACGAUUUGCAAUUUCAUGAUAAGUAGUGAAAUCAGUAGCGGCAUUUGACAGCUCGGUUGGCCGACGGCGUAGCGCCGCCGUCUUAUAAAGUUUUGCUAUUUUGCUCGACUGCGAGUUCGAAUCCAGGUUGUGGCGAUCUUUUAAUAAACGUAUGUUCUUUUAUUUAUUUCUUUAUACGUGGCAGUGAUGUAGUGCUCACUUAUACAAUCAUAACCGCUGCAUUGGAUAUGGGAUACAUUUUGAACAUUUUCAGAAAUAUGUUUGCGACUGUGUGACGGAUCAGGUGACCGAGGCAGACAACAUCUGCCGCUGUCGGGGCAAAACAAACACGCACGCGUAGCCAAACCAGUAGGUUCAAAAACCCAGUCGGCACGUAACACCGGAGCUGGAGGAUGCCAGAUCGUUUAAGAAGUAAGUGAAACAUGAUUCCUUGCGGCUACAGUUAAAGUAAGGAAUCAUGUUUCACUUACUUCUUAAACGAUCUGCCAUCCUCCAGCUCCGUUCCUCCAAAAUACGCUCGCUCCCGUGGGCGUUCCUCCAAAAUACGCUCGCUCCCGUGGGCAGCUACUUCCGUUUUCGCUUUCGCGUUGCGUUGCGGCGUUCGUGUUGCGUUGUGGCAUUUGCGGUUGUGAUGUGGCUUUUGUAUUUUCGUGUUGCGGCGUUCGUGUUGUGUUGUGGCGUUUGCGGUUGUGUUGUUGCUUUUGUAUUUGUCUGAACCUUCUCGGCCACCGUACAAAAGACACAAGAAUAAGAGUUCAAUGACCAUGAGUUUCCUUCUGACCAUCACAGGAAGACCGAUAUAAACCCUGAAUGGUGGUUUGCGGUCCGACAGAUGCACUUUUACGCACUCCAUCUCCAGCCCUCACUCUGCGCUCCUUUUACGCACACUGGAUAUUUGACUCCUCGGCAAGAUGUCAAACGUCAGAAUACCGCAUUAUUCUAUAGUGUGAGGCUCGGUGUCAUUCAUUUUGGGCUCUCGCGGGGGGCAGUUUGUUUCUCCUCCGCGUGCAGGCAAAAUCACAAGCUCAACAAUGGUUUCGGCGGGUUUUUUUUAGGUUUCCUCUCAACAUAAACUUUUGUAUAGGGAUUUAUAACUUCAGGAUUAACUUGAGCAUCGUCGGUAUCUCCGUCAGGGAUAAAUCAAAGAGAGAUGGUGGUCGUAUCGUUCCUCUACGUGCUAUGCACGUGGAUAAGUUUCGUCUUUCCUUCGCAUGGAACCGGCUUUGUUUAUCACUUUCCAGGAAUCACUUUGCAGCGACAGCGCAUCGGAUCGGAGCAGAGCGGCAGCACUGGACCGCCAGGUACCGGGUCCCGUACCCAACUCAGGAACUGGUGUCAGUAUACCGUUUCCAGAACCGUGUCCUGUCAGGUACACAACGGGACAGAAACCAGCGUGCAGAGAGUGUUUCAGGGCUGCCGAUGGCCCGGACCAUGCGGCAAAGUCAUCAGUUACAGGACCCUGAUCAGGCCGUCCUUCAAGCUCACCUACAAGCAAGUGACUGCUCUGGAGUGGAGAUGCUGCCCAGGGUUUGUGGGAGAAGAGUGUCGAGAGGAGUGCUUGAACUGCACCAGUUUCACAGACAUGAACAGCCGAAUAAAUGCCAUCGAAUCAAAGAUGAAGCUUUUAGGAGAGGGACACGCGUCGCUCCCCACAGCCGGCAGUUUGUCAGAAGGCUCAACGGACAACGAGGUGGUCGCUCCCCAACCCACCCCGAUUGGACCGCCAUCACACCCGCCACCAGGGCCGAUGGGACCACCAGGACUUCCAGGUUCUGCUGGACCUCCGGGUCCGGCUGGAAGAGAAGGCCUCCCAGGACCCACCGGUCCAAAGGGGGACAGGGGUCUAGCAGGAGAAAUAGGACUCCCCGGCCCACCUGGCCAACCGGGUCCUCCGGGACCGGGCUCCUCUCCUGUACAAGAGCGCGGUGACGUUUUUCACAAUCAAGGACUGAGAGGACCCGCAGGAUUACCAGGCCUGCCAGGGCGAGAUGGCGAGGAGGGCGUCCGAGGCACGCCUGGAGAUCCCGGGCGCAAAGGAGAUCCGGGAGAGAGGGGCACACCAGGUGUAGCGGGCGAACGGGGCCUACCUGGAGCAUCCGGGCCAAAAGGAGAGCCAGGAGAAGGCUUGAUUGAGGGUGAGGCUGUGCAGCAGCUCAGGGAGGCCCUGAAGAUCCUGGCCGAGAGGGUCCUGAUCCUGGAACACAUGAUCGGCGUUCAUGAGACCACUGAAGGGUCUGGAUUUGGCAGCAUUUCGGACCCCCUGUCUUUCUCUUCCAUAAAGACCAAGCGCCUUCAACCCGUUCAAAACAUUCUUCAAGCUCCAGUAAUGGGGGAGAGACAAAGACAAGCUCCCCUUUAAGGGGACAUUAGCCUAAUGUCGUAUUUAUGUGUUUGAUUGUGACGGAUGUGGCAAAUUUUGCCUGACUGGACAAACACCUUUUUGUUUAUAUCAUGUUUCUCAUCAUAUCUUUUAUUGUAUGGCCUAUUAUUGCCUUUUAAUAGGUGUAAACAAAGAGAUGUUGAGCUUUUUAUCCAUAUGAGAGGCUUUAUCGAGUCUAGCUGUGUGCUUUUAGUCUACAUAACCUUGUAUAAUAUUUUACCAUAAAAUGUAAUAUCCUAAAAUGUUAUGAGGGCUUUGGCAUCAUUCAUUCCUCAGAUAACAGACUGCCCAGUAACUACGUCAGUCUCCUUGGCUGACGUUGCAAAGGUCUGCAAUGUGAGUUCCCAAGAGCUGGACCCCAAAUAUAACAUUUGUGUCAAACACAUUCUUGUAUCGACCUCCGGGUUCAUCUCGUGUUGGCCUGUCGACCGUGUUUCUUCUUUGCUCCUCUUUCGGUCUCUGCUUGAUCGGCCUUGUUAAAACUGAGGUAAAACAUGACCGGCUGCCAAGAAUAUCUGCUUAAAAUAAAGUUUGGUAAAAUAGCAUCUGGGGAGAGCACAUCUGGAAAGAGGAGAGGCUUAAGCAGUUAAGUUUUUGGCCCGGAAAUGGCGAACCCUGCACAGCUCCAGUGCACCUUUAUGCGCUCGGCUGAUGGAGCCCCAAACAGGAUUACGUUGACUUCUUCAUAAACUGCCUCUGAGCUUUGUCUCCAAGCUGAUGUGAUUAUUGUACAAUAUGUCUCUGAGCGAGAGAUGUGUUGGUCUCUGAACAAAGCUUGGACCGUUCCCGUUAUCUCCAUUACAAGGUUCAUCUUCGAGGAAUUUGGGAGCUUAGCUCAUUUGUUAUCUUGAUGAAAAGUUGGGUGGAAAGAUUGAACCACUUUCCUGUAUGUAUGCAACAUGAAUCCAGAGCCGAGUAGCAUGUGAGCACAAAGACUGGAAACAAAGGGUAAACAAUAGUCAAACUACCAGCACCCUGAAGCUCACCAAGGAAUAUCAGAUAUCAUCUGUAUAAACACUAAACACAACACGCUUCUGAACAAUAAUCUGUGUUCUCGACUAUUUAUUUGCUGAGUGUAGUUGCCAGGUAACCAGGUGUUAAGACUGUCAACGAAUUAGAUGGAAAAAGUCACAUCUAAAUAAAAUACAACAUUAACACUAGUGAGCCAAUUAAACAAUGUUUUAAGGAAGGUUAGUGGGUGUCUGGUUCCGCUUGUUUAUUAACAUUUUGAACACUAUUACAUUAUUAUAUAUUUUGUAUGUAUUAUUUUGAGGGGGGAAACAUCUGCUCUGUUUCUGUGAAUUA
Pungitius pungitius (ninespine stickleback) is the source of this 4155-nucleotide messenger RNA. RefSeq names its product collagen alpha-1(XXVI) chain (gene col26a1). The record is from RefSeq and is a predicted model, not a curated record. The transcript has 13 exons. The coding region runs from base 1621 to 2829 and encodes 402 amino acids. Gene Ontology annotation, molecular function: protein binding. NCBI's taxonomy places the organism in Eukaryota, Metazoa, Chordata, Actinopteri, Perciformes, Gasterosteidae.